GCGUAAUGGAUUUCCCCAGCGCUGCUGCUUAUCGGGGACCAGGAGCUGCAGCAGUCCGACCACAUUAAAUUUGCUCCACCAUUUCAUGCCGGUGACCUUGGUCGACGGCGAUCACGCCUCUCGGUCUGGGCUUUUCUUCUCGCCAUGGCAGCAGCGGACGGCCUGGAUGAAGACUGCGUGCUGCAGCGGGGAAGAUCUCAGAGUGACCCGAGCAGCAUCACCGAGGUCCGGCUGGGCGAAGCGCACAGAGCAGAUGUGAUGGACCAGCAGAGGGCGCUGCAUUCUGGUUGCCUGGUCUCAGGGGUUCGUACGCCUCCCAUCCGUCGCAACAGCAAGCUGGCCAGCCUGGGGCGCAUCUUCAAGCCGUGGAAGUGGAGGAAAAAGAAAAACGAGAAGCUGAAGCCCUCGGCGGCAGUGGACAAGAAGGCAGCUGUACGGCAGAAGAGAGACGACCUCGUGAAGAGGAGCCCCGGGGAGACGGAGACAGAGUCAGAUCUCGCUUGUGGCGGUAACGGCGAGGAUCCAGACACCCCGACUAACUCUGACGCCGAGGACAGAGAUGAGGAGCCCGUGGCGCCUCUGGCCAGCACCAUCGAAGACCUGGGCAGCGAUUUAGAGGCUUCCACAGUACAAGAUGUGACUGAAGAUUCAAAGACAGCAGGAGAUCCCAGUCAGAGUGAAGACGGAGAAGACGAAAGCAUCUCAGCGAGCAACCCCAGCGAAGAGCAGACGAUGGGGAAAGUGGAGACUGUGGAGGGGAAGCAGGAGGCGGCGACGGCCAAACCUCAGAGACGAGCCAGUACGCCUCCUCCUCCCAACCUGCCUGUCAAACUGCUCACCAGACUGGGCAGCUUAGAUGGUGCUCCUCCAGUACCAGUUAAGAAGUCCCCAGCCACCUUACCCAGGAACUUCACACUCCCCAAAGACCCUCAUGGCUCCCUGUUGAGAGGCAGGAUUUCCACACCCACCGGGUCCCCUCACCUUGGUGGGACGCUGCACUCACAGCUGCCCCCUAGCUGCAUCAUUGAGGAACUGCACCGAGCCCUGGCCACCAAACAUAGGCAGGACAGUUUUCAGACAAAGGAGUCUCGCUCUUCUCCAAAACGCCGAAUGGACGGCCGUCUGUCUCGCACAUCCAGUACCGAACGGGAGCCUUCCGGGGAGUCGGAGAGCAAAAAGGAAUCCGAUGAGAACAAGGAGAACUGGCGUCUGGAUGAAUACUUGAGCGACCAAGACAGCUGGAACGAGUCCGUGAUCUCUGGGACCCUCCCACGCAGGAUGAGGAAGGAGCUGCUGGCUGUGAAGCUUCGGAACAGGCCCAGCAAGCAGGAGCUGGAGGACCGCAACAUCUUCCCCGUCCGCAGCGACCAGGAGCGGCAGGAAAUCCGCCAGCAGAUUGAGAUGAAGCUGGCCAAGAGACUGAGCCAGAGGCCGGCGGUGGAGGAGCUGGAGAGCCGGAACAUCUUGAAGCAGAGAAAUGAUCAGACUGAACAGGAGGAGAGGAGGGAAAUUAAACAACGGCUGAACAGAAAGCUGAACCAGCGUCCAACGGUGGAUGAGCUGCGGGACAGAAAGAUCCUGAUUCGUUUCAGCGACUAUGUGGAAGUUGCAAAAGCUCAGGACUAUGACAGGCGAGCUGACAAGCCCUGGACCAGACUGUCAGCUGCUGACAAGGCGGCGAUACGGAAGGAACUGAAUGAGUUCAAAAGCAAUGAGAUGGAAGUUCAUUCUUCAAGCAAGCAUCUGACGAGGUUCCACCGGCCUUAGCAAGGUUUCUUCUGUGAAGAGUUGCUUAUAUCUGGUCCUGUCAGUGAAGACUUUGCACGGAGUCUUCCAGCGCCUUGGCCCACAGUCAGUGGGUGUCCUGAUAUUCGGGUCCAGUGAACCUUGGAGGCUAUGUCUCUAGAAAUGGAUCUGCCAUUAGAAGAGGACGCAUGCAGCAGCCUCCACUUCUGCUCAGAGGAACAUCUCCUUAACCUUCACCUCACCUUGUCAGAGGAGCAGGAAGAAUCAUGGAUUCGCCAUAGACAAGCAGAGACUUCUUUUUGUAAACAGACUCUUUUGAAAGACGUCCUUUUUGACGCCGCAGAGGGGCACCGUGCAUGUGACCGAGUCGACCAGUCCCACUCCACUAUCAGUAGUCACAUCCCCGAGCCGUGUCUGAGUCUCACCGAUUCAGUUGAUGACGAAUUUCAUAUCGACAGUGUAAAUGUUCUUAAACAGAAACCUUGUCUGUGUACGAGACAAAAAUCCCUUUGUAAGCACUAUUUAUUGUCUGCACAAUACAGGUUUUCAAUUUGUAACAAA
This is a messenger RNA of Amphiprion ocellaris (clown anemonefish), 2307 nucleotides long. It is a transcript of the gene phactr3b, whose product is annotated as phosphatase and actin regulator 3b. NCBI's taxonomy places the organism in Eukaryota, Metazoa, Chordata, Actinopteri, Pomacentridae. Gene Ontology annotation, molecular function: actin binding. Gene Ontology annotation, biological process: actin cytoskeleton organization. The coding region runs from base 145 to 1767 and encodes 540 amino acids. The record is from RefSeq and is a predicted model, not a curated record. The transcript is spliced from 13 exons.